Messenger RNA from Armigeres subalbatus, 11592 nucleotides. RefSeq names its product E3 ubiquitin-protein ligase hyd (gene hyd). The transcript is spliced from 16 exons. The coding region runs from base 490 to 10179 and encodes 3229 amino acids. The record is from RefSeq and is a predicted model, not a curated record. Gene Ontology annotation, molecular function: zinc ion binding; ubiquitin binding; RNA binding. Gene Ontology annotation, cellular component: nucleus; cytoplasm. Gene Ontology annotation, biological process: protein polyubiquitination; positive regulation of canonical Wnt signaling pathway. NCBI's taxonomy places the organism in Eukaryota, Metazoa, Arthropoda, Insecta, Diptera, Culicidae.
ACAGAACAACUUCGGCCAUCGAUUGUAGCAGCAGCAAAACGCAUGCUGAGGGUGAGAAAAUUUUCCAUUAAUAACCAGAAAAAACAGGAUGUUAAAUUUUUAACAGAGUGCAGUGAAAUGUGUCAGUGUUCCGGCUCGCUGUGAUAACUCCGUUGAAGCAGGAGGAUUAACGAGAAAACGAUUAGAAUCGAUCCCAUUUGCUGACGGCUAACUCGUGUUUUGGCCCGCACGAGUGACGAUUCACGGCCUGCUGGGCAGAGUUAUCGAGAAGAAGAUUGUUGAAUCAGUGAACAAACAGAAGAGAAAGAAGAAGAAGAAGGGAACAGCAGCAGCAGCAGUAGUGUCGAAUCGAGUUGAACGAAAAGUUGCUGCUCGCUUGCUGUAGUGUAAAGUGCUAAAAGGUGUGUAAGGAAGGAAAAGAAAAUUUAACCCCUCAACAGAGGAAAAUUAAACCUGCAAACGGAAGAAGUUUGUGGGUAAAAAUCAACGAUGUCGACGCUGCACUUUGUGGUACAUCCGCUGCCCGGAACGGAGGAUCAAUUGAAUGACAGAAUCCGUGAGGUUGCGGACAAAAUCAACAAGUAUGGUGUUCAAGCGCUACCGGCACUUCACUCGCUCAAAGUUCCAGUCAAACAAAUCGUAAUCGGACCAGCUCACCUCGGUGUGCUGCUCGAAGAUGGACGUGCGUUCCGCGUUGCUUUCUCGAUCAUCCCGGAACGGUUGGAUUUGAGUAAACAGGAUGCAAACAAGGCCAGUGGUAAUGCCGCUGGCAGCACCGCCAGCCAAUCCAAUAAUAACUCGAAGAAUUCCCCAGCCUCGAGGCAAUGUCGCUCUCGGGCUCGGAUCAUGCGCACGAGCAAUACGGUGCGCGGCGGCAGCAGUUCACAGGGAUCCGGUUCACGCAGCACCGGAGUCAUAAUGGGCGGGGGAUCGUCCGGCAGUCGGUCGCUUGUUUCGGUGCCGGCUCCAUUCGUACCGGAGGAGCUAGUGACACAGGCACAGGUAGUGCUGCAAGGCAAAAGCCGAAAUCUGAUCAUCAGAGAACUGCAACGGACGAAUCUUGACGUAAACCUAGCGGUGAACAAUUUGCUCUCACGUGACGAUGAGGGCGGUGACGACACAGAGGAGGGCAGCGAUAACUAUGUCGCUGAGGAUCUGAUUUCUCUACUCGACGGAGGUUUCCACGGAGACAACAGUGUGAUCAUAGAUGCGGAAGCGAUGUUUUCUGAGGACAUGUUUGGAUUUUCGAACAUUAGAAAUUUGAUGUUAUACAGUCGUUCUCGCAGUGAACGAAAUCAGAGCAGCUCAUCAUCGUCGGCUGCCGCUGCAGGAGGAGGCGGAAGCGGAACCGGUGGCGGUGGAGGAGGAAGUGGCUCUGGUAGUGGUGGAGGAGGAGGAGGAAGUUCGGGUAGCGCAGGAGGAUCUGGAGCAGCCGGGGGAAGUGGUAGUGGUGCCGACGUAGGCUCCGGUCGUCAGAGUAGUGGAAGUACCGCUGGCGUUGGUGGUUCCACCGGGAAUGGUGUCAGUGUUGCUGGGAGCGGUGUUGGUGGAUCAGUUGGAGUCGGCAGCGGAAGCAGUGGAUCUGGUGGCCUAACCAGUGCCGAGAGGGAAGGAUUCGGCCGGUGGCGUGAUCGACAGUACUUCGGACCACGCCGAUGGUUCCAGAGCGGACGCGAAGACGGAUGGGACAAAGAAAGUGUGAAACUUUACUACUCCCUAGAUCCGAAGAAGAAAGAAUUUGGAUCCGGUUAUCCACUGUGGGUAUCAGACGAAUUGGAACCCUGGCCGGAGAAAGAUCAGCCUGUACGAUUUACCGAAAUUGCGUCGCUUUACUCCGAGUUCAUCGGGGUGACCAGUAAAGGUGAAUUACAUCAAUGGCGUUGGGCUGACGUGGAACCAUAUCGAAGUAGUGAAUCGGUCAAUAUCUUCCACCCGAAAACGGUGCCUUUGAACUUGCUAUACGAGAAGGUUACCCACAUUUCAGCGACUUCGAUCCGUUGUUCGGUGUCUACUGAGAGUGGCCGGAUUGCCACCUGGAUGGAUGAACUACUUGGCUAUGCUGGAAAUAAGUUGGAACAUGUGGCCACAAGUUAUCCGGAGUUUGCUCUCGACAAGAUCGUGUCUCUACAUACGUGCACUUUAUAUACGGUAGCAAGAACUGAAAGUGGCGAACUAUUUUGGUGGGGUGUUCUACCUUUCGGACAACGAAAACGUCUAUGGGAUAAAUACAAAGCCAAAGCUAAAAAACCGGUACGACCGAGCGUGAACACCCCGGAGGUGACGGUCGGUGCCCAGGUUUGUAUGAAGAAUAGUCCCAUGUAUCAGCAUGGCGCCAUUGGAUUCACAAUUUCAAACGGUGUUCCUAAAGUCGGUCAGCUACUCAACGCUGCCUGGGAUUUGACCAACAUUUGUCGAUUUAAACUUUUGUCAAUGUCUACACUAUCGCAGCAAUUGGGACUGGUGACGGGACCGAGCACUAGUGCUCCAUUGAACAAUUUGGCUCCGAUGAUCGAAAAAGAAAAGCCUCCCAGUACGAAUAGUACCAGUUCUAAGCAGAACUCCGGUGGCAGUAAUAAAGAGACGGCCGAUCGGUUGGAUAUGCCUCCGCCACCUUCGCCAGCCUCGAGUACAUGUAGCGACACCGGUAGCGUGAGCAAUUCCCAUAAGCGACAGAAGCGAAUGGCCCCGAAGGACGAUUCCGACACUAAGAAGGAUGAAGAACAGUGGCUACUAAAGGAUGUCAUUUUUGUCGAAGAUGUCCGCUCGGUUCCGAUCGGACGAGUGUUGAAAGUAGAUGGCGAUUAUGCGGCGGUUAAAUUUCCUCCGUUGAUACCACCGGGAAGCUCUAGUGCUGCUACCGGCAGCGGCAGUAAGGAUAAGCUCGACGAUACAAUCGAAGCUUGGCAAGAUUGCCGAUUGCUUCGAAAGGACGACCUUCAGGUGAUAAAAUCAGCCACCACCUCCCGUGUGCCCGAUUGCUUCCAGAAGAUCCCCAGAAGAAUAGUACUGAAUCCACAUCUCCCCAGUGGGGAGACCGGUUCACAGCUAUUGACAAUAGCGGUUGACUCCAAAGGUAUUCAUGCCAUCAUGAGAACUGGAAGUAAGUUGCACUAUUGUUUGUUCAACUUGAAUACUGGACGCCAGGAGCAAGACAGUGUUUUUCCAACCGAUAUUGCGUCCUUCUUGGGAACCGUACCGUCGAAUGUUUCGUUGACAUGCGCUGGUGAUUGUUCGGAAAGUGUUUUGCUGCUGCGAGACGGCAACAAUACCAUCUACCCCAUGUCAAAGGAUUGCGUUGACGCUAUUAGAGAUCCAACUUGGCUAGAUCUACCACCAAUAAAGUGUAUUGCAGCUGCAUCGCUGACGCUUCCUUCGGUCGGAGUGAAUUUAAAAUCGCAGGUGUCACUUGUAGUAUUGGCGCCUGAACAACAACUGUUGAUGUCUAGAAUUUUGAGAUGUGAUCUGGAAGGGGUUCGCCAUGUGCUUGGUCAGUUGGAAGGAGAGCUUAAAAGUCAACUGUUGUCAGUCAUUUCGGAACAUACCGACGGUAAUAGAAACAUUGUACACGCCUGCAUCAGCAUGUGUUCGCCAACAUCAAAUAAAGAUUCUGAUCAUGAUCCUUUAGCACAAGGUGGAUCAGGAAAUGGUUCUAAUGCCAAUAGUGGUUCUGGAGGUUCAGGAUCUAAUUCCGCAGCCCUAGAAUGCAUAAAUGUAAUCACUAAUACCAUGAUGGGUAACCGCCCUGUAAGCAUCCGAGAAAUCAUGCGUCGCAGUGUUAAUCGUGAAUUAGAUGCUUCGAAUUCAAACAGUGCCCCUCUUCCACCAGGAAGUGACGAUGCACCAGGUGGAUCUUUACCUGUUGUCUAUUGGCCUCCAGAAUAUGAUCCGACAAGUGGUGAUGAGGACAGCCUGAGUGGCAUGAAUACUUCUCAGUCUCAGAAAUCUAUGAAUGAAAAUUACAUCUCCGAUCCCAACGAACGACGAGCAAACGCCCUCCAGAUUGUGCAACUUCUGUGUGAAAACCCCGUUUUACAACCUUAUUUAAGACAACUAUUGAGCGCUAAGGACGCCCAGGGACAAACCCCGUUCAUGCUGGCCGUGACAUGUCGUGCCUAUCAGGCAGGAAUCAUUGUGUUUAAUGCAAUAUUGAAAAUCGCCAAUAGUGACUCUGCCGUACGUGAUUCAAUGAUCUUUCCACCGGGAAGUGCUCCUGAUCAAUCACCACUAGGAAUCUUGUGCUGCAAUGACACCUGCUCCUUCACUUGGACUGGAGCAGACCAUAUUAAUCAGGAUAUUUUCGAGUGUCGCACCUGUGGCCUUACAGGAUCUUUGUGUUGUUGCACGGAGUGUGCCAAGGUUUGUCACAAAGGACACGAUUGCAAACUGAAACGCACUUCUCCCACUGCCUAUUGCGACUGUUGGGAAAAAUGCAAAUGUAAAGCGUUGAUCGCUGGUAAUCAAACCAAACGCUACGAAUUACUAUGUAAGAUAGCCACUGACACUGACUUGGUUACACGGUUUAACUCUCGUGGAGAGUCUAUUCUUCUGUUUUUGAUUCAAACUGUUGGCCGUCAAAUGGUCGAACAACGUCAGUAUCGCGCCACGUCACGAAUGCGUAAUUCUUCGGGGAGUGCUCGAAAAACACCAUCCCUGGAUACAGAGAGCGACAUGCCGGAGCAUGACUUAGAACCACCUCGCUUUGCGAGAAAAGCGCUGGAUCGCCUGUUGAACGAUUGGCCGGCGGUUCGCUCGAUGAUCAUGACAGGUGCUGAACUAGAGAAACCCAUCAUCCCCAAUCCGAAUCAACCAUUCUAUGACGAUGACAAUCAGCAAGUUUAUCUGCAGUCGCAGAGUGGGACAACCCUACUGGAUAAAUUUACUCACAGUUUGAUUGUGCGAUGCAAUAGUGAUCCGUUGGAAAAAUUGCUCGUUACGCUGGUUAACGAGUUGCAAAAUGAAACCAUUUCUGGAAGGAUUGAAGAAGCUCAGAAAGUAGCAAGGCGGUUUGUUCGCUCGGUUGCACGAGUAUUUGUCAUCUUUAGCAUCGAGCGUUUCCACAACCCGGAAAAGUCAAGAAAUUCUACGACGCAAACAAAGCAUUUGCAGGCGUACCGUCGCGUAUUUACCACUCUGUUCAAAUUUGCAAUCGAGGAAUUGAUUGAGAUAUCCGAUGCGUUGAUCACCCCGGUACGGUUGGGUGUUGUCAAACCGACAGCACCGUUUUCAUUGUCGUCCAAUAGUAUAGAUAGUACCGAUGAUUUGUUCUCCGUAGAACCGUUGGCUCCUCCAACGAAUCGUGCUGCAAAUGUAGUGGACAUAGCCUCUGGUAGCUCACGUGGUGAUGUCAUCGAAACCGAACGUAGCUCGAACUCGGGAUUCAUGUCCAGGAUAAAUUUACGGCUGCGUGACAUUGAGGACAAUAAUGAUGCCGAUCAAAUGGCACAGGACGAUGGAGAGACAUCCGAACAGGAAGAGAUGUCUGAACGGGAACAAAUAACUCCUAGAAGGAGUGUCAGUGUACGUGCUGUUUCUAGCUCAGUGGCAAUCAAUGCCAAUGAAGAGGAGUCUCAAGAUCCGUUGCGUAACGAAGAAGCAGCACAGGGUGAAAGCGAUACGGAGUUCAACUUCCACGAAGCCGAAACGGAAUCCGAUUCCGACGAUAAUCAAAGCACGCAGGAUGCUCAACGCAGUGUUCAGACUGGGGCAACGGCUGGAUCGGAUACAGGUCACGCAUGGAUGUUCGAAAACGAAGACGAUUCCGGAGAUUCGAGCCAACCGGAUGAUGAAGGAUCCGAAGACGGUGAAAGUGAUGACCAUUCACAUGAGGACUUCAGCUUAGCCGAUGAGCAGUUGGAGCGUCGGCAAACAUCCGGAGGCAACCAACGAACGAAUCUGGCUCCACAAUCGAUGCAAUGGGCUAUCAGAAGUCGGGAAACGACUGGUCCGGAACGGGUUCGUCUCACCACCGGCGGAUCUAAUUUGGUGUUCAUUGACCCGAACGCACUGCGACGAACGACGGCUGCUAGUGCGGCUGUUACCGCUGCCCAGCAACAAGAGACUCCAACAAUGACGACAACAGCUAGCGCUUUAGCACGAGCUUUCGGUAUUGUGCUGAGACAGAUUUCCGACUUGAUUGGAAUGUUACCAACAAGCUUCGCUGGUGCGUCAUCUGCUUUGGACGUAACUCAUCAAGAGGCAGUUCAGUUGCAGGAGUACGUCGAAAAACGAUUGAAACCCACAUGGGACUGGAUCCUGACCGUGAUGGAAGCCACCGAGGCACAACUGCGCUUUGGAGCGUCAUUGACUGAUUCUACAGACCCGACGCACCCGUUGCAUCCACUUAAUACGCCAAGCACGACAUCUUCCAGCAGCAAUAAUGCCAGCUCGUCCGGGGGCAUGAUGGGAGUACUCGCAGGCAGUAGAAAUCGUGCCGCUAUCACCACUUUGGGCGCAACCACCGCGAGAAGUCUCGGAUUUAGCGAUAGCACCAAUAACGAGAGAAGCUCGCGCGAUGGUGGUUCAUCGUCGGAUGCCGCUUCAAGUCGUCGUGAUUUCUUGACCUACUGUUUGUCACUGAUGCGUGCCCACAAUUCGGAACAUCGCGACUUCCUACCCGUACUGGACGUGACAGCUCUACGCCAUGUCGCUUACGUACUAGACGCCAUCCUAUUCUACAUGCGUGCAACCAACGACUGCGAUAUCGAUCGCACCACUACGGGAUUGAACACGUGGGACGAUCAGGACGAAAAUGAAAAUGAAGACGCAGAAGAGGACAUUUCAACGUCCAUCGUGAUGGACACCGAUUCGGUAGAUGACGAUAUGAUGCGACCAUCUCUCGGUCGACGUCAUUCAUUUUUCCAAAGGUCCGAUUCGACGCUUUGCCUAGGCUGUCCGGCACCAGAUCCGUUUAACACUCCGCUGGCAGAAGCCCUUCCUCUGGCUGAUCAGCCACAUCUACUUCAACCCAAUGCACGACGGGAAGAGCUGUUCGGUAUGCCGAAGCGUCCGAUUACUCUUCCGCCAAACUCUCAACAACCUGGUGAAUGUAAUGUUAAUCUUGAGGUACCUCCGGUUCGACUAAGUCUUUCUUCUACAAUCCGAAAUGAAGGUUCUAGCUCGUCUCUUGGCGGAUCUGCACCGAAUGCCAGCACCGUUGAAACUGUCGCAAUGGAGAUUUAUCAAGACGAGACAUCCCAGGAGAACAAACAGUCUGGUUCUAAUAACACGGUAGAGAUUUCCAUUCCGGUCAGUAUCUAUCAGGAUUCUAAGCAGCACAAAACGACAAUUGUUGUCAACGAAAAAGGUGAGGCGAUUUCACCAAUCAAGGAGAUCACUGUCGGCGCAGAGGGUGAAUCAAAAGCUGGACCAUCCAGUGAGCAAUCUCAAUCACCGAAACCUCCACCACCACCGCCACCGAUCGCUUCUGUAUCCGGUCCCUCUGGAGAUAAUUACUACAAGAAAAAUCGGCUGUUCUACAUCAAGAAUAAAUACAACGAAGAAUCUGACGUGGAAGUAGAUGAAGUCAGUAUCAGUUCGGAUGAGCCGCAGGAUCUAUCACAGUCUUUGAUUAAGAUAGACGUGGACACUGACCAGGAUCACGACGAAUUAUCCGAGUCGGACUCUGAAGACGCACCACAAUUGAUGGUUAAGCGACAAAAGUUGGACGAGAACGCCAUGAAUGAGGACGGUUCGCUUGUCGUUGCCCAACAGGAUGCUUCCACUUCGUCGAUCCGCCCACCGAUAAUUGUGACCAGAAGAAAAGUGUCAAUUGAAGGCGCCCAGCAAGGUGUUGGCGUAAGCGGUUCGGAAGGAUCUGCUACUAUUAUGGCGACUCAAGGAAACUCACCCUCUGUUGGGUCUCUGACUGAGCAGCAGGGUACAAUUACGUCAUUUGUGACGUAUACAACAUCCGGAAAUCAAGUAACUGUUUCGACGGGACCAGCUGCUAGUGGUUCGCCUGGAAAAAGCGUUAUUGUACGAGCUGGACCCUCAUCGUCUUUUUCGCCAUCGGCAAGUUCCAACGCAGCUGAAGUCAUUCAGCAUGCCGAGGCUAUGGACCUGCAAGAGAUAUCUGCUCACGUGACAGUGGAGACGACUCCGAACGUUCAGCAGACGGUACAACCGGAACUACCGCCACGUGGAAUUUAUCUCCGUUCAGGAAAUAGUCAAGGUUCGCUAAAUACCUCAAUUCUCUCGGAUAUCCUUCUCGGGCGCUGGCGUCUAUCAUUGAUUUUGUUCGGUCGGGUAUUCCUAGAGGACGUAGGCGUUGAACCGGGUAGUGUGAUAUACGAGCUGAACGGAUUUCCCGUGAAAGAGGCUAAAUUUAGAAGGUAUAUGGAAAAGUUGAGGAACGCCCAGCAAAAGGAUCUCACGUUGUCUAAAAUGGAACGUAACAGGGCGGCGUUACUAACGCAAACGUUCAAAGAACUGAAUACCCAUUACAACAAUCGAAGACUUCAAUCGCCGUUAGCAUUUUCACGGGUAAAAGUAACCUUCAAAGAUGAACCGGGUGAAGGUUCUGGCGUGGCGAGAAGUUUCUACACGUCAAUUGCAGAAGCUCUGUUAGCCAAUGAAAAGUUGCCCAACUUAGAUGCUGCUCAAACCGGUUCAGCAAAAUAUACAUCGGUUCCAUUCAAUACUAUGAUGCAACGCAGCCGAGGAACUAGCAGUGGUGCCGGAGGAAGUAGUUCUACUGGUGCGGGAGGAAGCAGCAGUGCUAGCAGAGAUUCCAGCGUUCGCCGAGGACUUUCCAGCAAGCAACCACUGUGGAGACCGAACCGUGAGUCUCGCAAAACACUCAACUACGACGCAAGGCCGUUCCGACCAGCAAGCGAACAAGUGCAAGUUUCCGCCGGUAGUGGAGGUGUCGGUGGAAACAAUAGCCCACCAUUUUUACACAUCAACGAUAGUUUACCGGCUCAUCAACAACAACUAGGCGAACGAUUAUAUCCUAAGGUACAAGCCUUGUAUCCUAAUAACGCCCCGAAGAUCACUGGAAUGUUGUUGGAUCUACCAGCAACGCAAAUCCUAAUGUUGUUGGCAUCGGAGGAAAGCCUUAGACAGAAAGCCAAUGAGGCACUGGAAAUAAUCUUAAGUCGGCAGCGGCUCGAAAUCGAUAAUCUCAGCGUUGGGGGUGUCGGUGGAUCAUCUUCUUCGGCGUCGGCCGGUGGGGGAUCCGUCGAACAACAAGCUGGUAACAGUUCUGGCUUCCCGCAAGGAUCGAGUGCCGGUUUAUCGAAGAAGAGUGGUCCGGUGUUGAUCCUAGAAGAUUGUCAACUAGACGCACCUUUGUUCUAUUCGCCUGGAAAGCGUGGAUUUUAUAGUCCCCGACAAGGUUACCCCUCGAGCGAUCGACUGAACGCAUUUAGGAAUGUUGGAAGAUUGAUUGGACUGUGCUUACUGCAAAACGAACUGUUUCCACUGUUCCUGCAACGACACGUGCUAAAACACAUCCUUGGUCGUCAGAUUCGCUUCCACGAUUUAGCCUUCUUCGAUCCGGUCGUAUACGAUUCACUCCGACAGUUGGUAAAGGAUUCGAACACCAAGAGUGGUAUCAACAUCCUGCAGAGCCUGGAGCUUAACUUUGUCAUCGAUUUGAUCCCAGAGGAAGGUUCGGGUUCGGUGGAAAUUGUGCCUGGAGGUCGUGACAUUCAGGUGAACGAAAGCAAUGUAUUCGAUUAUGUGCGGAAAUACGCCGAGUAUCGUAUGAUCAAAACGCAAGAGAAGGCAUUAGAUGCUAUACGUUCGGGGGUGUUUGAUGUGCUACCGGAUACGGCAUUGGAUCAACUGACGGCGGAAGAUUUGCGGUUGCUGUUGAACGGCGUUGGCGACAUUCACGUUGGUACUCUGAUCUCAUAUACUUCCUUCAACGACGAAAGCAACGAAAGUAGUGACAAGCUACUAAAGUUUAAAAGAUGGCUCUGGAGCGUCGUGGAGAAGAUGAGCAACCUGGAACGACAAGACUUGGUCUAUUUCUGGACCGGGUCGCCUGCCCUACCUGCCUCAGAGGAUGGCUUCCAGCCGAUGCCAUCAGUAACAAUUAGACCGGCCGACGAUGCCCACCUCCCAACGGCCAACACUUGCAUCUCUAGACUGUAUAUCCCGCUUUACUCCAGCAAGGCAGUUCUUCGGCAUAAGCUGCUGCUAGCAAUAAAAACGAAGAAUUUUGGAUUCGUUUAGAGUUCGGAUACUAAGACCCGAUACCCGAUAGACAAAAAAUAGCCUAGCCUGUACCAAAUUUGUGUUUGGACCAGUGAUAUAAUCGAGAUAAAGAGAAAGAGAGAGCUACUAAUAGCCAACCAGAUCGCAACCAAGCGAAACCUAAGAAGUGUGCACGGCACGAUCAAUGAAAUUGACGAACGAGCUGUAUUUAUGUAUACAACUUUUCAUUCCGCUUCUUUUGUAUGUAAAUAGAUAUAUUUGGUUGAUUGAAGUUUGAUUUGCAAAUUAAAAACCUUGCUUUCAAAAUUCGCUUUGCUGUUGCGAUUCCUUUUGUAUAAUACCUAAUAAAUUAAAAGCAAAGUUACACCCUCGGUGAAUAUAUUAUAGAUUACACGAUACUCGAACGAAGGAAAAGCAGUUUCAUUUGCCUUGUGAAAACGAAUUAGAAACAAGCAAAAAAAAAAGAGAAGUAAUAAGGCUCGCGUUCACUUAGUUGUGCGUCUCUUGGCACUUGGAAUUAUCCUUCCCGAAGGAAACAAGAGUUACUCAAUGAUGUGUCGCGUUUUAAUGUGAUUGAACCAUUUAUAUAAAUUCGAUAUAAAUGCAUCUAAAAGUAAAUUUAUAUAAAUAUAUAUUUAUCAUAUACAAGAAUACACAAUUACUACCGCUACUAUAAUCUAAGCGCAAAUGUCUUUAUUGAAUACCCAUCAAACCGCAUGCAGAUGAUACCGUAGAUAGUACUAGACUCAGUUAUGAUGUUAAACAAUAAUCCAAUUUCAAUUGUGCUGGAUGGAAAGAAACUAAUGCUGCAGCCCGACUACGUUUUCAGAGGAAUUUGCCAUUGGGCCAAAUGUGCAAGGUUCCGCCACCGGUGUCUUAGUGAUGGCGAUUGAAACGCUACAGCUGUCAUCGUCAUUAUAGAAACGAAUUAUUUUGUUAUCAUUAUUUUUAUUGAAGGUUCUUUCUAUUAAGUUUACGAUAGAGCAAAGAAAAUUUUUGUUUAGUAAUUUAUAUUAUGCUAUUAUGAUUGUCUGCUUCAUUUUUUGUUGAACGGUUCUUGUUUUUUAUUUUUCUUUUUCACUUGCGAAUUUUGACACUGAAAUCAACCAACGUACAGAGCAAUCAGCAUUCGUUUCGGGAUAGAUAAAAUAUCUGAAUUGUAACACCACCACGGUCUCUCAUGUUGUAGUAGCAUACGAACGACACACCAUGCCAGUCAAUGUACCAAGAUACAGCGGAAAUAAAAACACUGGAAAUUGGUGAAUAAUAAUCAAACAGGAUAUCCUCGUCUGCUCAUUCACGCGCACUAUAUUAGAUGGUGUUUAACCGAAAAUGGUAUCAAACUGUUACACUCAAGAGUAAUACAAUAAGCAAACUGAACUAUUAAAUCGUAAUUUCAAAGAAAUACAUUUUAAAAACAUGUAAAAAUAA